This is a messenger RNA of Beta vulgaris subsp. vulgaris (sugar beet), 1200 nucleotides long. RefSeq lists its product as uncharacterized. The record is from RefSeq and is a predicted model, not a curated record. Lineage: Eukaryota; Viridiplantae; Streptophyta; Magnoliopsida; Caryophyllales; Amaranthaceae. The transcript has 3 exons. Bases 1 to 1200 code for a protein of 399 amino acids.
AUGAGACCAUAUACUGCUGAGGAAGUGAAAAAUGUCAUAUUUGCCAUGGAUGGAAAUAAUGCUCCUGGUCCUGAUGGUUUUGGGAGUUUUUAUUUCAAAGACACUUGGCACAUUGUGGGUGAGGACAUUAUAGCUGUUGUUCUGGACUUCUUCCAACAUGGUAAAAUGCUGAAAUCUCUUAACACUACUCUUAUCACUCUCAUUCCUAAAACAUCUUGCCCUAAGAAUGUUAAAGAUACUCAGGGGGCUUUUGUGCAUAGUAGGAACAUUAUUCACAAUAUAAUGAUUGUGCAAGACCUUGUUAGGCACUAUAAUAGGAAGUCUGCAAAGCCUAGUUGCAUUAUGAAGUUAGAUAUGCAAAAAGCAUAUGAUACUGUUAACUGGAGUUUUUUGAAAGAGAUGCUUCUUGCUUUAGACUUUCCUACAAGGUGUACGGCAACAAAGCUCACACAUCUAAGCUUUGCUGAUGAUCUUAUUCUGUGCUCAAAAGGUGAUUUUGCAUCAGUCUAUUUAAUGUUGAGAGCAUUCAGGCUGUUUUCUGAUUCUUCUGGACUUAAGAUCAAUACAAAGAAGUCUUCAUUUUACUGUUGUGGGAUUCAGGAAGGUGAAGUUAUGAGAAUUCAAAAUGUGUCUGGAAUAAGUAGAGAGAAGCUCCCAUUUAAAUAUUUGGGGGUUCCUAUCUACUCUAAAAGAAUUUCUGCUGCUCAAUGUGAGAAUUUGGUAGAUAAAAUGACAGCAAAAAUUAGGAUCUGGAGUACAAGACACAUAUCUUAUUCUGGGAGAGUACAACUUGUCAAUUCAGUCCUUAUGAGUAUUCAUGGAUACUGGGGUCAGAUAUUUAUUCUGCCUAGCAGUGUUAUUAAAAAGAUUGAAGCAGUGUGCAGGGCUUUCCUAUGGGCAGGUACAUAUUAUUCAGCUAAAGGGGGUUAUGUGGCUUGGCAGGAACUGUGUAAUAGCAAAAGUAAGGGAGGUUUGGGGUUUAGACACAUUAAUAACUGGAAUAAAGCUUGUUUAGGCAAGCAUGUAUGGGCUGUGGCAACCAAGAAGGACACAGUGUGGGUGAGAUGGGUGCACUCAGUAUACAUAAAGGAUACUGAUUGGUGGGAGUACAAUCCACCUACUGGUAGUAGUUGGUACUGGAAACACAUCUGUGAGGUUAAAAAUCUAAUGAAGAGAUAUUAUAGUAGACAGGAGGUUUAG